AUGACAACUUGUUUUAACACAAAAUUAAAAUCGUUUCAUGUAAUUUUGAUUGUCUCUUCAAUAACUCUUGUUAAUACCCUGAUACUAGGAUUCAUAUUUUACAUGCCAUGUCUAAGAUCUAUGGUCAAAUGGCAAAGACAACUAAAACCGGGAAACGAAAUGCGUGAUUACUACAUCAAACUACCCAUUCCUUUAGAUUUCCGAGUCUAUUUUUUUAACAUUUCUAAUCCAGAGGAAGUAAAACAAGGCGAAAAACCGAUUUUGAAAGAAAUUGGUCCUUACUGUUACGAUGCAUACAAAGAAAAAAUCAAUGUUGAAGACAACAAAGACAAUGACACCCUCACCUACAACCCCUACGAUACUUAUUUUUUUAAUCAAAUGAGAACUGGUGAUUUAUCACAAGAUGAUUAUGUUACGAUUCUUCACCCUCUCACUGUGGGCAUUGUGAAUGCAGUCGCAACUCAAAAACCUCAAUACCUGUCAGCGGUAAAUAAGGCCCUUCCUGUCAUUUUUAAAGAAAACUAUUCGAUUUAUCUUACUGCAAAAGUGAGAGAAAUACUUUUUGAUGGAAUUUUGAUAAACUGUACUGUUAAAGACUUUUCGGCAAAUGCUGUGUGUUCACAAUUCAAAAGUCAGCCGGCGAUGGUGGAGGUGGAGAAAAAUAUUUAUCGUUUUUCUUUAUUAGGAUCGAGGAAUGGAACCAUACCAACACGUAUUACAGUACAUAGAGGGGUUAAAAGUGCUGCCGAUAUUGGCCGUGUGGUUACAAUUGAUAAUAAAACAGAUCUCGAUGUAUGGCCGGAACAAGAAUGUAACGCAUUUCGGGGAACCGAUGGUUGGAUUUUCCCUUCAUUUCUAGAAAAAGAAGAAGGGAUUUGGACCGUGGCAACGGAUUUGUGCAGGAGUUUCAAAGCUCGGUAUGUGGAUGACUUGAAGUUUCACGGUGUCGUCGUACGCAAAUACUUUGCCGACCUUGGUGACAUGUCAUCAAACCCUGACGAAAAAUGUUUUUGCCCAACACCUCAAACUUGCUUACCUAAAGGCGUAAUGGACUUAACAAAAUGCAUGAAAGUACCUUUAUAUUGCACUUUACCCCAUUUCCUCAAAGCUGAUGAAAAACUAUUACAACAAGUUGAGGGUCUUAAUCCCGAACUUGAAAAACACAUUAUAAAAAUCUACUUUGAGCCUUUAACAGGAACACCAAUGUUGGGUCAGCGAAGAAUUCAAUUUAAUUUACAAUUAAUGCCAAUUCCUAAGGUUGCCAUGAUGAAAACAGUACCGGAAGCUCUCCAUCCGAUUUUAUGGAUCGAAGAAGGUGUCGAACUUGAAGGAUUUCUACUGAAAAAAGUUACUUCAGUGUUCACAUUGCUUAAAUUAAUGACUUUUGUUCGGUAUCUAAUGUUGGGAUUUGCGAUUCAAGGUUUGUUAUAUGGAGGCUACAAGUUGUAUCAAGAUUCUAAGAACAAGAAAGUUAGUCCACAAAUAUCCCUACAUCGGAGAAAUUAUGUAAGACAGUUUUAUCUAAAGUACCCAAUCCCUUUGGAUUUUCGUGUCAAUUUUUUUAACGUAUCAAACCCUGAAGAAGUACAAAAUGGUGGUGUUCCUGAUUUAAAUGAAAUUGGACCUUACUGUUAUGACCUUUACAAGGAGAGAAUAGACGUGGAGGACAACGAGGUCGAAGACAGCUUAACCUACACCCCUUACGACAUUUACUUAUUUAAUCAAGAGAGAUCAGGAAACUUGAGUCAAGACGAUUACGUUACAAUUAUUCACCCCCUUGUCGUAUUUUUAAACGACGCUUUAGGAUUUUUAUUCCCCGAAAAAUCAAUUUUUCUCACUGCAAAAGUCAGAGAUAUUUUAUUUGACGGUAUGUUAAUAAAUUGCACGUCUCGGGAUUUUACAGCGAUGGCAGUUUGUACACAAAUACGAACAAAAAUUCCUGGUAUUCAGAUUGAAAGUAAAGAAUAUUUGAGAUAUGCUCUUCUUGGACAACAAAAUGGGACAAUACCAACAAGAAUAACGGUUUUGAGAGGGAUAAAAGAAUCACAGAAUUUAGGUAAAUUGGUAGCUGUUGAUAAUGUAACAAGAAGUAAUUUCUGGUCCAAUGGGGAAUGUAAUGAAUACAAAGGCACUGAUGGAUGGAUUUUUCCCCCAUUUUCGAGUAAAUUGACAACAAUUUGGAUGCACGCAACAACACUGUGCCAAAAUAUUCAUGCCGAUUUCGUGGGAGAAGCUACUAGUAAUGGCUAUUCAGUAAAUAAAUAUUAUUCUGAUUUUCAAAAUAUUUGUACCAAUUGUUCGCUUCAAGAACCUUGUCUUCCCGAAGGAUUAAUUGACGUCACCAAAUGUCUAACAGCUCCUAUUUAUAUUAGUUUACCACACUUUUUAAGAAGCGAUGAAAGUCUUAUCCGAAGGGUCAAGGGCUUGAAUCCUGAUACUGAGAGUCACAUAACAAGAAUUCUACUCGAAGGGACACUGUCGCUUCCAAUGGAAGCUCAGAUUCGUCUCCAAUUUAAUUUUCCUCUCCAACCAGUGAGUAAAAUAAAUAUUAUGCAAAACGUGUCUGAAGUAAUUCAUCCGGUUUUAUGGGUUGAAAUGGGAGUGGUUCUGAACGGAUGGUUUCUCCGAAUGAUUAAAACUUUCUUUUACUUCCUUACAGCUUUAGAAGUUAUGAAAUAUAUCUCGUUAAUCGGAAGUGUAAUUGGAAUGGCGUACGGAGGCUACCAUUUGUACAAAAAUAAGAAACUAUACUCGUUCAAGGAAAAUAUUCAAACUGCCCUUAGAAGAAGAAAUAUAAUGAAAAAAGUCUACCUGAAAAUCCCUAUGCCCUUAGAUUUUCGCGUUUAUUUUUUCAACAUUACAAAUCCUUCAGAAGUUCAAAAUGGAGAACAACCGGUUGUUAAAGAAAUUGGACCUUACUGCUACGAUGCCUAUAAAGAAAAAAUUGACAUUUUAGAAAACGAAGGCGAAGACAGUCUCACCUACACUCCCUACGAAACUUAUUUUUUCAAUCAAGACAAAUCAGGAAGCUUAACAGCCGACGAUUAUGUAACAGUUAUUCACCCAUUAAUUGUGGGCAUUGUUAAUACCGUUUUAAGAGAUUCGCCCCCAUUGUUACCCAUCGUAGAUCGAGCCCUUAAAUCAAUAUUUAAAGACCCUCAAAAUAUUUACAUCACAACAAAAGUUCGAGACUUUUUGUUUGAAGGAAUGACGAUUAACUGCAAAGCUCAAGACUUUUCAGCAACCGCAGUUUGUGCUCAGAUGAAAUCACAGAUUCCAGGAUUGAUUGAAAUUGAAAAAAAUGUUUACAAAUUUUCAGUUUUAGGACCGAGAAAUGGCACUUUACCAAAUCGGUAUAAAGUCUUUCGAGGGAUAAAAAAAUCGCACGAAUUGGGCCGCCUAGUUGAAGUGAACCACGAAAAGGAAUCAAAAGUGUGGUCAACGAAAAAAUGUAACAGAUUUCUGGGAACCGACAGCUGGAUUUUCCCCCCAUUCAUCGACAAAGAAGUUGGUUUUUGGACUUAUUCUCCCGACUUGUGCCGCAACAUGCACCUCCUCUUCUUUGAAGACACGACUUUUAAAGGCGUUCCAGCGGAGAAAUAUUACGCAGAUUUGGGUGACAUGAAAGGCAAUCCCGAGGAAAAGUGUUACUGCCCUAAAACUUGUCUCCCUAAGGGAGUAAUGGACUUGAGCCGGUGUAUGGGUGUUCCCAUCUAUGCAACACUGCCUCACUUCCUACGAGUCGACAAACAAGUGAAAAAAACUGUCAAAGGUUUGAAGCCAAUCACAGACGAACACAUCGUUCGAGUGAUAAUCCAACCUUUGUUGGGAACUCCACUAGAAGCACAAAAGAGAAUGCAAUUCAAUUUGCCGAUCCAACCUGUCAAGAAAAUUGGUUUAAUGAAAACGUUGCCACAAGCACUCCAUCCUAUUUUCUGGAUCGAGGAAGCGAUCGUUCUGGAAGGACCGCUGUUUAAAAUGAUAAAAGCUGUUUUCGUCGCCUUGAAAGUGUUUAAUGUUUUUAAGUAUUGCUUGCUGGCUGUUUGUCUCGGAUUUGUGGCUUUUGCAAGUUUUUUGUGUUACAAGGAUAGGAAACAGAAGGAACAGCAAGUGACUCCCGUGACUCAAACUGCAAGUACUGAAUCCUUACUUAAGUCGGAAAGAAAUAGUCCGCAAGACAAUAAGCAAAUUGAGAAUAAUUUCAACAAUGACGAAAAAACAGUCAGAUUUUAA
This is a messenger RNA of Tribolium madens (black flour beetle), 4233 nucleotides long. RefSeq lists its product as uncharacterized. Gene Ontology annotation, molecular function: scavenger receptor activity. The transcript has 19 exons. Gene Ontology annotation, cellular component: cytoplasm; membrane. NCBI's taxonomy places the organism in Eukaryota, Metazoa, Arthropoda, Insecta, Coleoptera, Tenebrionidae. The coding region runs from base 1 to 4233 and encodes 1410 amino acids. The record is from RefSeq and is a predicted model, not a curated record.